AUGUCGGCGCGAAACCCAGAGCUGCGGCGUCAGGUCGUAGCCAUUUACAAAGAGCUCCUCUACCUCGGUCGAGACUAUCCGCAAGGCUUUUCCUAUUUUCGGCCACGACUCCACAAGGCCUUCAUGGCUAACGCCCACCUACAAGACGAGGAUGCUAUACGAAGUGCUAUUGCGAAGGCGGACUACGUUAGGAAAGAAGAAUCUGUAGGCUAA
This is a messenger RNA of Annulohypoxylon maeteangense, 213 nucleotides long. RefSeq names its product complex 1 protein. The record is from RefSeq and is a predicted model, not a curated record. Gene Ontology annotation, biological process: respiratory electron transport chain. The transcript is spliced from 2 exons. NCBI's taxonomy places the organism in Eukaryota, Fungi, Ascomycota, Sordariomycetes, Xylariales, Hypoxylaceae. The coding region runs from base 1 to 213 and encodes 70 amino acids. Gene Ontology annotation, cellular component: mitochondrion.